ACCUUUAAUUCCGAACACUGCAACCUCUUCUCCUUCCCCUCCUCCCUUUGCUUCCCCUUUACUCUCUCUCUCUCUCUCUCUAGUGCCUUUCUCCCUCUUGGUGUGUGCAGGUGUGCGCUGUGUUCGGCUUUCCGGCUUCUCCUCUUUCGCAAAGGAGCAAAGGGCGCUUGCCCUUCUCCAGCCUUCGCAUUCCGGCGUCACCGCUCACAAGCAAGAGCGGUAGUGCGCAGCGAGCGCCCGGCGUUUCCAGUUCUCACUUCUGAGGGGGCGCGGCGGGAGUACGUGAUGGAAUUAUUGUCCAACGGGGUUUGAUUGGAGGUGCUGCCAAGAUAAAGCGAUCAAGAUAAGUUUCUAAAUUACUUCGUCAAAUCAGGACAAGAUUCUGAAUUAGGAGAGCAUAUCAUACGGUUGUUCAUCAGACAGAUUGAAGAAUAUGUCGUCACCAAACAAUUCUGUCAGUGAAGCACUGUCAAGAACAACACCCGUGUUCCAUUUGAAAUUAUGGGUCGUGAUUGCCAUUGUCGUUGGGAUAGUAAUGGGAAUUCUGUUCAUCAUUACACUGUGGCUUUCGGUCCGAGGGAAAAAGAAGACGGUGAAGGGAUUUGACACUACAUCGCUAGCAGAGAUCCCUAUUAUGUCAAAGGAAAUCAACGUUGACAGAGUUGAUGCACAAAGCGUACAUGACAGCGGACCACCAUUCAUGCCAGUUCAUGAUAAAUAUCCAAAGAUGAAGGGUGCAGCACAUUUGGGAGAGAGUAGAUCUGUCGAUGUCGAUGCGUUCAGCCAAUGCAGCUCAGUGUACAACAUAGAGAAGGCUGGGAGUUCGUACUCUGAAGAUUACAGCAGUUCUGGGCCGGCUAGGAAAGGUAGUUCAUCAUACGCAUAUUCAGCUUCGCCUCUGGUUGGCUUGCCAGAGUUAUCACAUUUGGGUUGGGGCCACUGGUUUACCUUGAGGGACCUGGAGUCCGCGACGGAUCGGUUUGCAAAAAGUAAUGUCCUGGGAGAGGGAGGCUAUGGAGUUGUCUACAAGGGUCGGUUGAUGAAUGGGACUGAGAUUGCUGUGAAGAAAAUCCUUAAUAAUGUGGGGCAGGCAGAGAAGGAAUUUAGUGUCGAAGUUGAAGCCAUCGGUCAUGUUCGGCAUAAGAAUCUGGUGCGGCUACUGGGCUAUUGUGUGGAAGGGAUACACAGGAUGCUUGUCUAUGAGUAUGUCAACAAUGGCAACCUUGAACAAUGGCUUCAUGGGAACAUGAAUCAACGUGGUGUCCUUAGUUGGGAAAACCGUAUGAAGAUUCUGCUUGGCACUGCAAAAGCGCUUGCGUAUCUUCAUGAGGCCAUAGACCCCAAAGUCGUUCAUCGAGAUAUUAAGUCAAGUAAUAUCUUAAUCAAUGAUGAGUUCAACAGCAAGGUUUCUGAUUUUGGGUUGGCCAAACUUCUGAAUUCCGACAAAAGCCAUAUCAAUACAAGAGUGAUGGGAACAUAUGGGUACGUGGCACCUGAAUAUGCAAAUAGUGGGAUGUUAAAUGAAAAGAGCGAUAUUUACAGUUUUGGAGUGGUGUUGUUGGAAUCCGUGACAGCUAGGGAUCCAGUUGAUUACAGUAAACCUGCCGAUGAGGUGAAUCUUGUAGAGUGGCUUAAAAUGAUGGUUACCAAUAAGAGGGCAGAAGAGGUAGUGGAUCCAAACCUCGAGGUUAAGCCACCAAAACGUGCCCUUAAGCGGGCAAUCUUGGUUGGCCUGAAGUGUGUCGAUCCUGAUGCUGACAAGAGGCCAAAGAUGAGUCACGUCGUGCAAAUGCUUGAAGCAGUUCAAAAUGCAUAUCGACAAGAUCAGAGAAAGCUCAGCCUGGCGGGAAGCGUGGAUAUUGAGUCGCAGCAGUCACAAGAGGAGAAUUCAAACAGUGCUGAUGCCUGAAGCUUCGAUUCUGAACAAGCACAGAAAAGUAGGAUACCUGAAGUCGUUUGAUAAUAACAGCAGAUUGAUCAUAUUGAGUUCUUUGAUAGUAUGAGUGGAUCAGGUUUACAUUUUGCGAAUACGGCAGGUAGCAGCUAAAUCAGUUAGGAGCAAGCUGCUCAUUUCCUUUCUAGGAGUGCUUCUAUACUCCCCUAAAAGAAUUGCGUUACUGUUUGUUUUCUGUAGAUGAAUCGUUCAAAUCGUUUACACUAGAAUAUGUGUAGUUUCCUUUUAGGGGAGCAUAGAAGCAUUGUCUUCGCCUUCAUUUAUGGUUUGAGUUACCAGGAGGGACUAACCUCAAAGGCAUGACUAUAGUUACCGGAUUUCAUUACCCUUGUAUAGACAAUAGUAGACGCUUUAUGGAUACUCAGUUUUACCAUAUGAGCAUGCCAAUGUGAGCAUUGAAA
Phragmites australis (common reed) is the source of this 2355-nucleotide messenger RNA. Its product is annotated as probable receptor-like protein kinase At2g42960. Gene Ontology annotation, biological process: protein phosphorylation. Bases 434 to 1909 code for a protein of 491 amino acids. The record is from RefSeq and is a predicted model, not a curated record. The transcript is spliced from 8 exons. Gene Ontology annotation, molecular function: protein kinase activity; ATP binding. Lineage: Eukaryota; Viridiplantae; Streptophyta; Magnoliopsida; Poales; Poaceae.